Cucurbita moschata (crookneck pumpkin) is the source of this 2036-nucleotide messenger RNA. RefSeq names its product pentatricopeptide repeat-containing protein At1g80550, mitochondrial. The coding region runs from base 8 to 1444 and encodes 478 amino acids. The record is from RefSeq and is a predicted model, not a curated record. Lineage: Eukaryota; Viridiplantae; Streptophyta; Magnoliopsida; Cucurbitales; Cucurbitaceae. The transcript is spliced from 2 exons. Gene Ontology annotation, molecular function: protein binding.
AUUCGCAAUGCUUACUCUCCUGGUUAGAAUCAGAAACUCAAAGCCUCUCUGUCCGGAAAUGCUUUCUUCCUUCGCUUCCCGCCGUUUCCCUCCGUCUAUUUUCUCCUUCUCCGACGUGUUUCUUCCGGCGGCGGCCAUAUUAUUUUCCACCAAAACAACCAAUCCCAUUUCGGAGUUCGGUUUCAAUUUCAACACCCCGGAGGAUCGUCCGACACAGACUAAUUUCGACCCUCCUACAGUUCGCGAGGCACUCGAUUCUUAUUGCAAUGAUUGGAGGCGCUCGUACGAGUUUUUCAACUGGGUUGAAUCAGAAUGUAAGUUCGAUCACACCACCGAGACCUACAAUCGCAUGCUGGACAUUCUCGGUAAGUUCUUCGAAUUCGACCUUUCUUGGGAAUUGAUUCAACGUAUGCUACAAUCCCCGUUUGCUUCACCGGAUCAUGCGACGUUUCGAAUUAUGUUUAAGCGCUAUGCAUCGGCACAUUUAGUUAGUGAGGCAAUUGCUGCUUAUGAGAGAUUGCGGGAGUUUAAAUUGAGAGACGAAACUUCGUUUUGUAAUCUUAUUGAUUCCCUUUGUGAGUAUAGACAUGUUGUUGAAGCUCAGGAUUUGUGUUUUGGGAAGAACAGGAAGUUGAAUUGUGAUGCGAGUACGAAGAUUCAUAACUUAAUUCUUCGUGGUUGGCUUAAAAUGGGGUGGUGGAGCAAAUGUAGAGAGUUUUGGGAAGAGAUGGAUAAGAAGGGUGUUCGUAAGGAUUUGCAUUCGUAUUCCAUUUACAUGGACAUACAGUGCAAGAGUGGGAAGCCAUGGAAGGCUGUUAAAUUGUACAAGGAGAUGAAAAAGAAGGGAAUGAAACUAGAUGUAGUAGCGUAUAAUACAGUGAUUCAUGCCAUUGGGAUAUCAGAAGGUGUUGAUUUUGCCAGCCGGGUGUUUCACGAGAUGAAGGAAAUGGGAUGUAAGCCUAACGUUGUAACUUGCAAUACUAUUAUUAAGCUAUUCUGUGAGAAUGGUAGAUUCAAGGAUGCCCAUAUGAUGCUCGAUCAAAUGCUUAAGAAGGAUUGUCUGCCUAAUGUCAUCACGUAUCAUUGUUUUUUUCGGUCUCUCGAAAAGCCGAAGGAGAUUCUUAUGUUAUUUGAUAGGAUGAUUAAAUAUGGGGUUCAACCAAAGAUGGAUACUUAUGUGAUGCUCAUGAGGAAGUUCGGAAGAUGGGGGUUUCUAAGACCAGUGUUUGUAGUGUGGAAUAAGAUGGAGGAACUUGGGUGUAGCCCAGAUGAGUCUGCUUACAAUUCUUUAAUUGAUGCUCUUGUGGAGAAGGGCAUGAUAGAUAUGGCUAGGAAGUACGACGAAGAGAUGGUAGCGAAAGGUCUUUCGCCUAAGCUGAGAGCGGAAUUGGGGACGAAGAUGGUGAAUGGUGGCUAUCAUGCCAAUGUGAACUGCAACAAGUAGGCAGUAUAUGCACUUCUUGGUGCUUGUAGACAUAUUUGAUCUUGGGACAUACUAUUACCCAGAUUCAGAUGUUGCAAAAAAAAGUUAAGGUGAACUUGUUGAACUUCGAUCUGGACGAAUCUGUUAUACAGAAGUUUGAGCGGAGAGGCGAUUAGAGCAAAUGGCUAUCACGAUGUCCGGAUGAGUUUCCACUCUAGUUCUUGAAGCAGUCUGCAGAUGAUCUCUAAGAUUCUUCAUGAAGGUAUCAAAUUAUGAAAAAUACCAAGGUGUAGCUUGGGAGCCUACCCUCUUUUUGCAACCACAAUUUGUCAUAUGACGAACUCUUUUUAUUAGCUUUCUUCCCUGAUGAUGGUUGGUGUGGGCUGCAAAAAGACGAGCGCAACCUGGUAUGCGCCCGAGUAUUGCUCUCAAGUUAUUGAAUCAUCGACCUAUGCCUCAAGAUGACAAACAUCACCAAGACGAGGGACAGUAAGUAAACUAUUAAUAUGUUACUUUUGUUCUUCAUAUUCUCCUUAGAAUACUUUACUUUUGCUACAUCAGGAAACAGACCCAUGUUUCUAUUAAAGUUAUGAUAAAAGGGAACGGGCUCAGG